AUGGAGCAGAUUAAGAAAACAAACUGGCUGAAUUAUGAUUAUGAUAUCUUGAAAUCUGAUGAUGGAUCGCAUAAUGCAUGUAUGGAAGAUUGCCAGUGCAUGUUAGUUAUUCACAAUAAUGACCUACAACGAUUUUGGAAGAAAUCAAUGCCUCUGCUGGGAGGCCGAGCAGAUAAUUCCAGUAUAGCUUUUGUAAAAGUCCACAAGGCCGUAGCCAUUCCUCCCAUGCCAAUACCAACCCUGUUUCCUUCCAUGCUGCCAAAGCAAAGGAAUGAGAAGGGGGAGGCGCUUACUAUUAUUGACAUAGACACAGCAACUAGAGGAUUCGUGCAAGAAAUUGGAAGGGGUGCCUUUGAGAAGGUCUACAAGGGUGUCUUAUAUGACGGAAGAGCAAUUGUUAUGAAGAAGCUUGACGUUCAGCUAGACGAGGCUCUGAGAAAUGGAGAAAGGCAGUUCAAAACAGAGAUGGGUAUUAUCGGUGGAAGACAUCAUAAAAAUCUAGUUAAACUCUAUAGUUUCUGCCAUGAGGGCUCCCACAGGCUUCUGGUGUAUGAGUACAUGCCCAAUGGGUUUCUGGAUAGCGUGUUGCAUAAGAGUACAAAAGAUUUCAAUUGGGAGCUGCGUUUUCAGAUUGCUAAGGGAAUUGCAAGGGCAAUACUAUACUUGCAUGAGGAGUGCACAACCCUAUACUCCAUUGUGAUAUAA
Molecule: messenger RNA, 705 nt
Organism: Cryptomeria japonica (Japanese cedar)
Lineage: Eukaryota; Viridiplantae; Streptophyta; Pinopsida; Cupressales; Cupressaceae
Product: G-type lectin S-receptor-like serine/threonine-protein kinase RLK1
Exons: 3
Coding region: 1-705 (234 amino acids)
Biological process (GO): protein phosphorylation
Molecular function (GO): protein kinase activity; ATP binding
Source: RefSeq, a predicted model, not a curated record